Molecule: messenger RNA, 6350 nt
Organism: Schistocerca gregaria
Lineage: Eukaryota; Metazoa; Arthropoda; Insecta; Orthoptera; Acrididae
Gene: cad
Product: homeobox protein CHOX-CAD
Exons: 3
Coding region: 39-980 (313 amino acids)
Biological process (GO): animal organ morphogenesis; cell differentiation; embryo development
Cellular component (GO): nucleus
Molecular function (GO): DNA-binding transcription factor activity, RNA polymerase II-specific; RNA polymerase II transcription regulatory region sequence-specific DNA binding
Source: RefSeq, a predicted model, not a curated record
AGAGUGGGCGUGUGCGCUGCCGCGGCGUCGCCGUCGCCAUGGUGUCGUACUACAACCCGCUGGCCAUGUACCGCCACCACCAGCAGGCGCAGCCCGCGCCCGCGUCGCCCUCGCCGGCGCCCGCCCCCGCGCUGCAGCACCAGGCCGCCGCCUCCUCGGCCGCCACCGCGGGCUGGUACCCGUACCACCAGCACCAGGCGCAGCACCACCACCACCAGCAGCAGUUCCUGGGCUGCGUGCCCGCGCAGGACGACCAGGCCUGGCAGCACCACCACCACCACCACCACCACCACGCCGUGUUCCAGCCCGCGCCCGACUGGGGGCCGCCGGACUUCGUGGGCGGCGCGGGGGCGGCGGGCGGCGGCGUCGUCGUGGUGGGCGACGCGGAGGCGCAGCUGCCGUCGCCGCCCAUCACCGUCUCCAGCAGCGAGCUGUCCAGCCCCGGUGCCGUGGGCGGCGUGGGCGGCGGCGUGCCCGGCGGCGGCCUGUCGCCCCACCAGCAGCAGCAGCACCAGCAGCGGCCGCUGCCCGUCCGCAGCCCCUACGAGUGGAUGAAGAAGCCCUCCUACCAGAGCCAGCCCAACCCAGGCAAGACGCGGACCAAGGACAAGUACCGGGUGGUGUACAGCGACCACCAGCGCCUGGAGCUGGAGAAGGAGUUCCACUACAGCCGCUACAUCACCAUCCGCCGCAAGGCCGAGCUGGCGGCCAACCUGGGGCUCUCCGAGAGGCAGGUGAAGAUCUGGUUCCAGAACCGGCGCGCCAAGGAGCGCAAGCAGGUGAAGAAGCGCGAGGAGCUGCUGCACAAGGAGAAGAUGGAGGCGGUGCAGCAGCUGCACGCGGCGCAGCAGCAGCCGCCCCCGCAGCCGCCCCCGCAGCAGCCGCCGCCGCCGCAGCAGCAGCAGCCGGUGCAGGUGCAGGUGCAGGUGCCGCCCCCGCACUGCCACGCGCACGCCCACGCGCUGGCGCCCGUCAUGUGACAGCCGCCCCCCUGGGCGGCGCCGGCCACCGCCGCCGCCGACGCGGCUGUCCUGUGACGCGAGGCCGCCGCCCCCAGCGACGAGGACGCGGCAGCUCGGCUCGGCGACAGCGACCACCGCAGCUGGGCACCGCCGCUGCUCUAGUGGAUAGUCGGCCGCCUCUCCCGCUGGGACAGUGUGUGGUCGGCCACGACGCGAGAUCAGCUGACGCGGAGACUACGGUAGACGUGCUGCCGGCCUGCCACCUCACCACAACACCUGUGACCGGGCUCUUCCAGAACACGAGUCACUCUUCUGCUGACAGCGGGAGAGCGUUACGAGUCCGGCUUGUCUCCUUCGUCCAUUAAUUUUGGACCCGUGUGACGGCACCACUACCGGACCGAGGAGCUGCCCGCAUGACCAGUGGAUCGAACAGCCAGAUUCGGCAGCAGACUGGCCAGUGAAUCGGCAGAGCAGCUCGUCCAGCAACCUGUACAGCUUGUGACAACCUGGCAUGACACAAAGUUCUGUGUCACCAUUAGAGGAGAGGAAUCGUAUCACUACUACGAGGCAGUACACGUCUCACCGUGCCCAGAAGAACGCCCAACGCAACUCACCUCCUGCACAGCAAGCCUUGGCCUCAGUAUCAACAGUACAUUCUAGACUGUCGACCAAUAAUAUUAUCAAACAACUGCAGCCUGUAACAGCCACUCGGGCGAAGUGGCAGUCUGAAGGUUUACCGAGAAGGAAGACUGUACAGCAUAACAUUUACAAUUAUUCACCUCACUGGGUCCACAUUUCACACAAAGUUGCCGCUUGGCACGGGGACGGAGAACCGUGUCAUAUGAUGGUAGCAGCUGGCGUAGAGGUGCAAGAACAAAAAAAUAUCUGUGAGAGUAUCACUGUAUGUACAGUACGCCUCUAGUGCAGUGUUGCUGCUCCUGAUUUAAGGAGGGCUCAGGACGCAAGCGAUUCCUUAAGAAGAUUUGCACCCUCCACAGACAGCUGUACAGGGAAGUGUUCUACGAUUGUGAAGUCUGUCACGUUUGGUGCCACGCGAGUAUCUGCCUGACAGACAGCUUCACAAGUGACCCCGCCUCCAGAGCCGCACUGCUUCGACAAUGACGCGGCGCUUCUCGCACGUCCUGGAAUGCGUGGUGUCCUGCAACAGCCGCGGCUCAUGUCCUCGAGUGCGGCCAGCCCAGCAGUCACGCUGCCGUUAUGAAGUGAGAACCUUCAGGCCGGGUUUCGACGCUGUCAGCCUCAGUUGACGGACCUGAGGGUUUCCCACUGUGUGCGGACUAGCCGUAAUGAUUAUGGAUUGCUGCUGAGAAAUAAGAGGCAUAUAGUUGGCCAUUCACCUCUUUCGUGCAGUCUUCUCGACAAAAAAUAGGAGACAUGAAAUAACUCAGCAGUUGAUGAACUUUUGAAUUCUGUCUAUACCUCGCUGGGUACCUUUCGUCCUGCAUUGGAAGCCGCGUCAGAGAACAGCCGUUCCAAAUCCAGUGCAGUCACAAACCAGCGUGUGAAUGGUGCCUCUAGCGUGCCAGGCCAUUCGUGUAAACAGACAAUAGAAGCAUAGGGAAGCUACGAUUCGUCUUCCUGAAGACGGUUUGCGAGCAAUCAGUGUGACGUUUCGAUUAGUCUCCGAGUGCAGUGGAAAGAACAGAGGGACGCCAUGUGACUAGGACUUUUUAGUUACGAGCGUGCUAUUUAGUGAUAUCGAGAAUCAGUGGAUAAGGCAGAAAAACUUGCUGAGAAGGACACUCUUUUUGUGUUUCAUCAUUCAGCUUUCUGACUCUGCAGUAUGCUAUUUAUAAAAGGGAGAAACUGCUUGUAAGACUGGAGUCACUGCACCUCCAUUAUAACACUCAGCAGUACUUGUCUGCUGAGUAAUUACACGUUAUGUAAGUAAUUCGUUCUUCGGAGGCCAGGCUGAGUGCUGUCCGUGGCAUUGGAGGAACGCCACUUUUCGAGGCGCGCUCAGCCUUGUCGCUGAGACGGCGCUGACGCAAAUGCGCGGAGGGAUACUGAAGUAAGCCGGCUUCAAGUGACGCCGUGGUAGAAGGCGAGAUCUGAAGCCGCGACACGUCGGCGAGCACGUACCUCCCUGUACUGACGCAGCUCUGUGGAAGUGAAAAACUGCCCCGACUGUAUUACGACAGAACAUUUCGUUUUAUUCGGUAGACCACGUCGUUCUGAUGUCACCGCGUACUCGUACCUGUGGCGGCGAUAAAGAGAGAAACGUGACACGUGAGGUGCACGGACCACUGAAGCCUCCAAAGUGCUUUAAUGGCUUCUUUCGGAUUUUCUCUGAUUGAUUUCGGUUUAAGAUUCAAUAGACGCCCGUUCCACAGUGCUGACGUUGCAGAGAGUGCUCUCGAAGGUCUGAACAUGAAGCUGUGCUCCGAAACGCACUCUGGCGAAUACACCACGCUAAACUGUAAGACAGUCGACCGAAUUUCCCAUCUAGCUAUGUAGGUGGUGCCUCGAAGCUUGGAAAUGUCGUCAUUGGCGAGAUAAGCUGCUGCUCGAAUAAAAACCUUUUAUUGGCUCCCAAUUCCAAUACAAAAAUUACUAUUAGCUCCAUAAAACAAGGUCGUGCCGAUGUACUUAAUACAGAUAAUUGUAUGUCGAAAAACGUGUAACCUACAGUCGUAUCUACUGACAGAAAAUAAUGUGACACCCAUAGCUAAUAAAAGCUGUAAUGGUCAAAAUAGCACUCGAUUUUCUACCGGUACAUGUGAUCAUAAAGGAACCUCUCAGAUUACAUUUUGUUACUGACGUCAUAGUAUUAACUGUGUAAGCACAUUUACUCGAUCUUUUACAUAGCUGAUGAUGACACUUCGAGCGAAAUAAAAAGAUUUUGCACGAGCAGCAACUUAUCUCGGUAUUGAUUUUUAAUUUCCGUUUAAAUCUACUCAUACUAGAAGCGCUAUGCUACCUCGGAAUGGGUAUCUGGGUCACGUUUAGCACUCAGCCUGCAGCGGCCUGCUCCUAGCAGAACGUAGCCCAGCUCCGACUGCGCGGCAGCUCGGCCCCAGGUCUCACGUCGAAAGCAGAUAGAGGGGACAGAGUAUAUUUUUUUAUAUAAAGCGUGCCGGAGUGUGCUAGUUUCAGUCUCAUUGAUUGGUUUAUCGCUGCUGGGACUUUUGUGUCGAAGGAAGCUAGCAGAAAAUGCUGUUGUUGUUGUUAUUGUUGUUAAACGGUUGUUGUCAUUUCUGCACGCCUGUUGCGACCACACUCGACAGAGGGGACGACUGCAGUUAACAAACGACGGCCGAAUGUUUUGUAGAAUACUGUCUCUAAGCACCACUCGUACUGCAGAACCUCACAUUCAGUUCGACUCCGAAAACAAGGAACCAAUGUUAGCGACGCCAUCUUAGUGAACGUUAAUAGAAUCUAAUUUUGUCUGUUAACAUCCGAUAUGUUUCUAGGCAUUGUUAUCGGCCACACACUUCCAUUUUUGCCAAUCCUGGGUACCGAAUCAGCUUCUUCUAUAGCUACUUGUAUAACCACUGCACAAGGGAGCGUAUGUUUCUUUCAUACAUUGAACACCAAAUAACAUUUUAAUCUCAGAUGUUAGGAAUCUCUUUUCCCCUACACGAACAGUGACCAGAUGUGCAUGAAACAAAAGAACAACGCAUUUUCGCAACUCGAUCAACAAAUCACCGAGAUGCAGACUUCGGCUUCGUUUCUUUAUUUUUAAAAGGAAGCACGGUAUAUAUUAUUAGCAGAUCAGUGUGAGAAGAAAUAUACGAGAAGAUAUACGAACGAUACGAGAAGAAAUUACGGAGUGAGAACACGUCGAACGUUGGGAUUUCUGCGCUGCUGCUAUUGCUGCCGUUUGGACGGCGCACCGCGCUAAAGACUACACUGGAUGCUGUUUUACUCCGUAAUUUCUUUCCACACUUACAGAAAAGUUUCAAUGCUGAUUUCUUCUCAUACGUAUUUGCUAGUCUGGUACGUCUAUACUAUACUUUUGUUUAAAAGAUGAAACGAAGUUAAUGCCUGUGUCUCGGUGAACGACUGCACAAGUUAUGAAAACGCGUUUCGUGCGCUCCUAGUCAGAGUUUGUCUACGUGAAAACGGACUGCAAAUAUUUUUAAAGGAGGUGCAAAAAUCUGGCGCCACGGACCGUACUAAAAAUUUAACGCCGCUGAGGAUCGUUCAAAAAUGGGAAGACGUGGAACGAGCAGGCAUACGUUUAUUGCUUUUAUUUUGACGCAGAUACGGGUCUCAUAAGAAAAUAAAAUUAUAGUGAAAAUUAAAUAAUCUUAUUCACUUUGACGAAUUCUCGGCGAUAAAAUGAAAUGGCAAUCUCACUUGUUUUUGUGAUAUGUGUUCUUUUUUGCGGCCAUGAUAAUCUCUCGGACAUAUGUUAUGUGGGGAAAACGUUUCGAGAACGGAUGUCAAACCGAUUAGAUAGGUAGCUGUACUCUGUAUGGCUGAAAAAGUCAAGCCGUCUAGCCGGGUACCGAAAGCUAGAGUCGGCAUAUCGUGCUAACUUCCCUCGAGUGCCAGUUGGUAGCCUCGCAUGCCUGGCUCGUAACUGGCUAAUCUCUCACACAACACAGCAGCAGACGUCACCAGCCGAGCUCUGUGUACAUUCUGAUAGGCCUAGGACGAGAGAGUACCCGCCAGAAACCCGUAAAAAGCACUAUAAAGUAGCAAUUCUUUAACAUCUUACUUCGUCGGCGUACAAGAUGUAUGAUCAGUUAACAAAAUAAAGAACAGAAAGCCUAACCUCACUCGUUCGGUACCAUAUUCUCUUCCAUUCACGUUAAUGACAAAUAUUUCGGCAUUAACAGUCCCUGUGCGUUGCUUCUGUGUAACAGACGUUUCUACUUGCGAUACCAUGUUCAGUAACAGUAUCUCUAUUAUUUUUAUUUCCGUGUUCCAGUCCUAAGCAUUUCGAUGCAACUCCUCCAUUUUCAAAGACUUCAUUGACGUUUUUUGGCGUUACGUUUUUUUCAGUCUGUUGCCUCGCAGUAAGUGAACGACACAAUUGUUAAGGUUACGAGAAAGCGUCCCAGACGAGAACAAAUGAAACAUUAGUGUCCACAAUCUCUGCCUUACCAGCGCGACAGUAUUUAGCGGAAAUAUAAAUUACCUGCGGAACUAUGUUAAGUGUGCGUUACGAGAACCAGCUCGGUUGGAAGCAGCGAGUGUCGGGCGAGCGACGUUAUCAGCACGUCGCUCUUUGUUUGCCGCGGUCGGUCGCAGCAGGCGCCGCAGAACAAUGCUUAUCGCUUUGUAAAGUAGUCCCGUACACAGCUUUGUACAAACAGACCUCCUCUGACGGAAAAUGUUUAGCACUCGGUGCCUACCUUGUAACAUAUUACUGAAUAAUAUAUAUUCUAGUUACACUUUUAAAGAAAUGAAGCUGUU